Molecule: messenger RNA, 632 nt
Organism: Aphanomyces invadans
Lineage: Eukaryota; Oomycota; Saprolegniomycetes; Saprolegniales; Verrucalvaceae
Exons: 1
Coding region: 18-545 (175 amino acids)
Source: RefSeq, a predicted model, not a curated record
CCUCCACCGAGCAGAAUAUGGUUGCUGUAUCCAAGACCCUCAUGGUAUCGUCGUCCAACGACAUGAUCGACAGCGGCAAGUGCCGCUACAAGACGGGCAAAUGCCUCAACGACCGGUCCUUCAAGCGCAAUGGCCAGUUCCAUCAACUGUGCAUGUUCCAUCGAGAAAAGGCCAACCGCAUCCAACGCAAGUUUGACCGGCAAAAGCGCUCCGUCGCCAAGGAAAACAAGACCGGCGGUUCCCACCACAAAAACGGCAAGGUCGACACGACCAUGUCCGGCCGCUCGUUUGGUGCGCACCGUGACUGUGGCGAGUUUUUCUCGGACACGGACUCGUACGACGGCCGCCUCUCGGUCGACAGUUGCGACGGCAUCUUCAAAGACGACUUGUGGAGCAGCAGCAGCAGCCCCAUGUCGGACUAUGGUAUGUCCAUCAAACUCGAGCACGUGUGCGACCCAGAACCCGUGCCAGUCAACUCCCCUGUGACCCACCAAGGGCGUUUGUCCGUCGACGAGAUCGACUUCCUCUGCUCGGCCAUGUUCUAAGGCCCGAGCGUGUACCAUAGAUAGGUGUUUCUUGUGAUGCCGUCUGCAUCGAGUGAUUAAGUUAAGACGUGUUUGUGAUGUUUCCAA